This is a messenger RNA of Diceros bicornis minor, 1435 nucleotides long. RefSeq names its product olfactory receptor 1B1. The record is from RefSeq and is a predicted model, not a curated record. The coding region runs from base 1 to 954 and encodes 317 amino acids. Gene Ontology annotation, biological process: G protein-coupled receptor signaling pathway. Gene Ontology annotation, molecular function: olfactory receptor activity; G protein-coupled receptor activity. The transcript has a single exon. NCBI's taxonomy places the organism in Eukaryota, Metazoa, Chordata, Mammalia, Perissodactyla, Rhinocerotidae. Gene Ontology annotation, cellular component: membrane.
AUGGGCUGUGCUGCUAAUGCUUCACAUUCUCCAGUAUUCUUGCUCCUUGGGUUCUCAAGAGCUAGAGUCGCCCCCAGUCUCCUCUUUCUACUGUUCCUGGCUAUUUACCUGAUCACCAUAAUGGGGAAUGUGACUCUAGUGCUGCUUAUCUCCCGGGACUCCAGGCUCCAUUCACCCAUGUACUACCUGCUCCGUGGUCUUUCCGUGAUAGACAUGGGGCUGUCCACAGUUACCUUGCCCCAGUUGCUGGCCCAUCUGGUCUCUAAUUAUCCAGCCAUUUCUGCUGCCCACUGUUUGGCCCAGUUCUUUUUCUUCUAUGCAUUUGGAGUUACAGAUACACUCGUUAUUUCUGUCAUGGCUCUGGAUCGCUAUGUGGCCAUCUGUGACCCUCUGCACUACCAUUCAGUGAUGAAUCGCCAACUCUGUGCCCGGUUACUGGCCUUGUGCUGGCUGGUGUCCAUAGUGCACACCAUGCUGCAUGUGGGACUCCUCUUGCCUCUUCACUGGGCUAGGGAUGUUGAGGGCAAUGUUAACCUUCCUCACUUUUUUUGUGACCACCGACCACUUCUGCGAGCCUCUUGCUCUGACAUACACUCCAAUGAGCUGGCCAUAUUCUUGGAGGGUGGCUUCCUGAUGCUAGGCCCCUGUGCCCUCAUUGUACUCUCUUAUGUCCGCAUUGGGGCCAACAUCCUACGUUUGCCUUCAGCUGCUGGUCGCCGCCGUGCUGUCUCCACCUGUGGAUCCCACCUCACCAUGGUUGGCUUCCUCUAUGGCACCAUCAUUUGGGUCUACUUCCAGCCUCCUUCCCAGAACUCCCAGGAUCAGGAUAUGGUGGCUGCUGUGAUGUACACUGCCAUUACACCUUUGGCCAACCCUUUUGUGUACAGCCUCCGCAACAAGGAUGUCAAGAGUGCAUUCCGUGGACUGCUUGGCUGGAGGAGGGUGGACCCCUGAUUAGCCUGCCUAAGGGCCAUAUUGGUUGUAAGGAAGGAAGUGAGCAGAUCUGAGCAUGGCUGGUUUUGAAGAGAUGAGAAGGAGGGAUGGCCUGCACAACUUAUGGAACUCCAGAUUUGACUCUUGUAGAUGUGCUGCAAUUACAAAGCUGUGGCAUUCAUGUCACAUGUGCUCAGGGCUUCCUCAUCAGCAUUCCUCUGGAACCCCACCUCAAGCCAUUUAUCUUCAGUUAUAAAAGUAGAUAUAAAUAAGUCACUAGGCUUGUGUAGGUUUAAUUCCAGAGUUUUGAAAAAAUGAGAGAAUAUUAUUGUGAAAUUCUGAACUAAAGCAGAGACAAUGAAGUUAAUUACAGUCACAUAUAACUUGGUGUGAUUGUUUGUGGAAAAUGUGUUGGUGUAUAUCAGACAGUUAGUGGAAGAGAACGGUUUGGGUAAAUAAGGAUGACAAUUUCAUACCUGUUCCAUUUCAGUGAGCCAAUAUA